AUGAGAUCGACGCUGCGCCGCCUGCUCGUCCGGACCACUAUCACACAACUCCCAAGGCCUUCCCCUGGGUGCGUGAACUCCAUAUUUCCUCACCACCGGGUUGUUGUGGAUUCUCGCACGGACAGCAUCUCCGUGUUGAACCACCGGAGCAGGACCUCGCUCCGAAGACCCGACCCAGCCGAUCGGUGGUGGGGGUCUGAGCUGCUUUUUGAACGACAUCUGGAACUCCAACCAAGUAGUAAUAAAUUGCUCUUCAUAUAUUUCAUCGUCAUUUUGGAUACACCACCAGAGGCACGGGCGUUGCAGUUUGCUGAUCGUGAUGCCAGUUACAUACACCUCUUAUUAAAUCAAGUAGAUCGUCACGCUCUUUGGUCCUCACAUAUUGCGAGGGAAUCAACAACACCGAAGCCUGCUGCUUCUCUCCCCUUUGUGGAUGUGAGGGUGAUUUUCGCUUGCAGAUUCUCUGCCAAGAUGACGAGGAUGGGCAUGCCUGUUACGACAGGCAAGCAGUUUUGGACGAGACAUCAUACAGUGACGGCAUCAUAUGGGUAUCGAAUGCCCCAGAGUAUAGUGUUCUUUGGCACUGUUUUCGGCUAG
This is a messenger RNA of Podospora pseudopauciseta, 597 nucleotides long. RefSeq lists its product as uncharacterized. Bases 1 to 597 code for a protein of 198 amino acids. NCBI's taxonomy places the organism in Eukaryota, Fungi, Ascomycota, Sordariomycetes, Sordariales, Podosporaceae. The transcript has a single exon. The record is from RefSeq and is a predicted model, not a curated record.